Paramecium tetraurelia is the source of this 777-nucleotide messenger RNA. RefSeq lists its product as uncharacterized. The record is from RefSeq and is a predicted model, not a curated record. NCBI's taxonomy places the organism in Eukaryota, Ciliophora, Oligohymenophorea, Peniculida, Parameciidae. The transcript has a single exon.
AUGGCAAAAAUUUCUUUGCUUAAAGUUUUGUUUUUACACCCCAUACUGAUUUACAAAAGUUGUUUAUAGCCUGAUGAUGCUAGUUGUUACAAUAACAAUUGGAUCUAAUAAGUCGAAUGGUGUGGGGAUAAAUUAUAUAUUGGUCGAUUUGGUUAGAGCACAAGAAUCUCCAAAUUAUUUACUAAUAAUAAUGAAGGAAGGUUAAUGAAAUUUUCUUUCACACUUGGUAGAUUUGAUUCUUGGGAUGGAGGAGAAUUUUUCUGGAUUACUUUAGAUAACAAGUUAGUUGUAACAACUAGUGUUAUUUUAUCUUAAGGAAGUAAUCUUUGCUUCAAUUCUUGGCUUGAUGUUGUUGAAUAGAUUACUUGUCAAUUUUAAUUGCCUUUAGGAAAGCAGAGCUUUGUAAUAUCAUUAUAAAGUAAUUUGAAUGACCCAAUAUAUGAUGGUAUCUAUUUUAAAAAAAUAAUAGAAUCGUGGGGUAUACGAAAUGUGAUUUUAUAGGUGUUAGAUCCUUGUGUGACCUUUUUUAGUGAAUGUAAUUUUGAAGGAUAAAAAUGGAAUAUUUGUACAGGGAAUCAAACUAGCCCAAGUCGAUAACUGCCCUUCCCCAUUAAAUCGAUAAAAAUAACAGAAGGGAUAGUUGUUUAAUUAAAAGAUCCUAAUUAUUAUGGGGGAGUUCUCUAAAGUUAUACCUCUGAUUAAGCUUGCUUAACUGGUUUUCAUGUAUUUUAUAAUUAUUAUUCUCAAAAGUUCCCUAAAUAUGAGUAACCUGUCUGA